AUGGACCAGCCAAAGCCGACAACCAACGAGGCAAAGAACGAGACCCCAGGGUUGAGCGGGGCUCCCAAGAGCCCAAACCCAGGGGAUGGCCCUCCCCAAGUCUCGACGGCGGCUACGAACACUGCCUCGAAGCCCAAUGGAACCCAGCCAGACCCACCUACUACAAGUCAAUCCGCGGGAGACCCACAGACUUCAAGUGCAACAAAGGUUGCUCCUAGUACCACUCCAGAAGAUGCCACAAAGCCAGCGACCGAGAAACCAGUUGUCACUGCCCAAGAAUCCAAGUCAGCUUCCAAACCUUUGCCCGGUCCCGAGGUACCAGUUGUGCCAAGCAACACUGCUCAGACAUCCACAGAUGUCAAGCAGAAGGGACCAACCGAGGAUGCUUCAAAGCCAAAGACUACGAAGGGUCCUGGCGGGCUACCGGCAAUGAUUACAGUCGAGCGAAAGUAUUUGGGCUUGAGGAAGCUGGUUGAACCUGCCGAGGAAGAAACCGACAUUGAUCUUGUCUUUAUCCACGGCAUUGGUGCCGACCCCUACAAGACUUGGACACACAAAGCAACAAAGGUCAACUGGCUUGAUGACAAGUCCAUGCUGCCUGCCGAUUUGCCUAGAGCAAGGAUAUUGUACUUUGGAUACCAAUCCAACUUUCCUGGACUCAUCGACGCCAUCACUGGGCUUAUCUUUCUUGGUACCCCACAUGCUGGAGUGGACGGCAACUCCGCACUCAGCACGGAGGGCGAUAUCUAUCGAGCAAUCGUAGCCGCUCAAGUGAAGACCCACUUGGAGACACUCGAGGUCAUGACGCACAACAACCAAAUGCUUCAUGGAAUUGUUCAGGACUUCAACCAAGUACUGAAGAAUGAGGUCAAGGUCCAGCCCGAAAUCUACUCUUUCUACGAGAUGUAUGCGUCCAGCAUAGGGAAGCUCGGUGGGAUCGGAAGUCUGCCUCAGGAAUUUGUUGUUACGCAGUCAUCUGCGACAGUCUACGGCCACGGCUCCACAGGUCUUAAUGCCGACCACUUCAACAUGAACACCUUCGAAGACAAUGAAGAUGCCAACUACGACUCAGUCCGCCAGCAGAUUGUGAAAAUGGCCAAGGUGGCAAGGGAAAACCAGGAGAGGAGGAAGCAAGUAGGUAAGGUGGUUCCUCAUCAGGGUUUCGGGGCUUUGGUCAGACCAUGGGGUCUAUUCGCCGAGAACUAG
This is a messenger RNA of Podospora anserina S mat+, 1206 nucleotides long. RefSeq lists its product as uncharacterized. Lineage: Eukaryota; Fungi; Ascomycota; Sordariomycetes; Sordariales; Podosporaceae. The transcript has 4 exons. The record is from RefSeq and is a predicted model, not a curated record. The coding region runs from base 1 to 1206 and encodes 401 amino acids.